Messenger RNA from Entelurus aequoreus (snake pipefish), 2030 nucleotides. Its product is annotated as platelet-derived growth factor subunit A-like. The coding region runs from base 382 to 1011 and encodes 209 amino acids. Gene Ontology annotation, biological process: positive regulation of ERK1 and ERK2 cascade; positive regulation of cell migration; positive regulation of phosphatidylinositol 3-kinase/protein kinase B signal transduction. Lineage: Eukaryota; Metazoa; Chordata; Actinopteri; Syngnathiformes; Syngnathidae. The transcript is spliced from 5 exons. The record is from RefSeq and is a predicted model, not a curated record. Gene Ontology annotation, molecular function: platelet-derived growth factor receptor binding; growth factor activity. Gene Ontology annotation, cellular component: membrane.
UUAUUAAGCCCGGAGACUGGCGAACGGGCAAGAACCACUGAGAGCUUCUUGGUGUCAUUUAUUGUAACACAUUUAAAAAAUAUAUUUUUUCAUAUCGCUGGAAAACUUCAUAUAAAGGAAUGUAUCGGAUUUAAUGGAAAAUACACAAUAGAUCCUGCACGGGCUAUGGAUUCAAUCGGCGUAAAUAACUUCCAUCAAACUACUGGAAAAUUCCUUUAAAUUGACAUAUUUCAUUGUGAGAAGGUUCUGGUGAAUUUUUUUUACCUGUCUCUUUUUUCUUGGAGAGGUAAGCUGUUCUCCCGAGGGAGGGAUGGUUCCACCCCGGCUCCUACAGUGCAUCCUCGCCCCGUCCUGGAGCUUCCACAGCGGACCUCAAAGGAGAUGAGACUCGCACUCUACCAGCUCCUCGCAGGCUGGCUCUGCCUCGUAACCGCCACUGCUGAGGAGUCUCCUCUCCCCCGGGAGAUUUUGGAGCGACUCUCCCGCAGUGAGAUCCGGAGCACCAGCGACCUCCAGCGGCUACUCGAGAUAGACACCGUAGAAAACGAGGUGAUCGAACAGACCAAACGUGACUACGACAAGGCCUUUUCUCACGGCUUCCACGAUCUGAAGCGAGCGCACACGCAUGGGCGCUACAGGCGGAGCACUGUGGUGGAAGAGGCAUUGCCCGCGGGUUGCAAGGUGCGUACCACCAUCUACGAGAUCCCUCGCAGUCAGGUGGACGCCACAGCCGCCAACUUCAUCAUCUGGCCGCCGUGCGUGGAGGUGAAGCGCUGCACGGGCUGCUGCAACACCAGCAACAUGAGGUGCCAGGCGUCCCGCAAGCACCACCGCACCGUCAGGGUGGCGAAGGUGGAGUAUGUGCGGCGGCGACCCAAGCUGAGGGAGGUGCAGGUGAAACUAGAGGACCAUCUGGAGUGCGCCUGUACCAACAAACGCCAGAGUGGCCCAAAGUCUGACACAGACAACGGUGAGAGGACUAACGCACAAAGAGCUAAGUGCUAUUUAUGAUCUUUUUCCUGAGACGUUGUGUCUUUGUAAGUAGAAAGUCAAAAGGUCAAGCUGGUAUGUGUCCUACUGUGUUCCUCGAAGAAGCCUUUUUCCCAUAGUAAAUAAUAGAGCUAGAAAUACUAUGUUCCACCCUCAAACUGUGACCACAGUAAAACUUUCUUUAAUGUCAUUCAAGCAAUGUUGGGAUAAUUACUUAAAAAAAGUUCAUUAGUUGUAGUUACUACUAGUUACUUAAAGGGGACCUAUUAAGCAAAAACAACUUUUCUUACCUGAUGAUACCUGCUUUUAUGUAUUUGGGAUCCCCAUAAUUCCUGAAAAUUUGAAAUCAAAUCGUGGUGGUACUGUGGAGAUAUUUAUAAAACAAUCUUGCCUUCCGUCAUACUUCUUCCAAACGAGCUGUUUGGAAUUUGCUCUGUCCUCUGACGUUUACUGCAUACUUGCCAACCGUCCCGUUUUUACCGGGAGACUCCCGGUAUUCAGCGCCUCUCCCGAUAACCUCCCGGCAGAAAUUUUUUCCCGAAAAACUCCCGGUAUUCAGCCGGAGCUGGAGGCCACGCCCCCUCCAGCUCAAUGAGGACCUGAGUGGGGACAGCCUGUUCUCACGUCCGCUUUCCCACAAUAUAAACAGCCUGCCUGCCCAAUGACGUCAUAACUGUAGAAUGAUCGAGGGCGAGUUCUUGGUUUCUUAUGUGGGUUUAUUGUUAAGCAGUUUCAUUAACGUCCUCCCAGCGCGGUAACAACACACAACAGCAGUCACGUUUAGUCUACCGUAAAGCAGUUUGUCUGCCGUAAACAGCAAUGUUGUGACACUCUUAAACAGGACAAUACUGCCAUCUACUGGAUAGCCUCCAGAACACUUAAAUUCAAGUAUUUCUUUUAUUUAUAUGUAUAAUAAAAAAAUAAAAAAUAUAUACCGUAAUUUCCGGACUAUAAGCCGCAUCUGACUAUAAGCCGCACCAGCUAAAUUUAGGGGAAAAUACAGAUUGCUCCAUAUAUAAGCCGCACCCGACUAUAAGCCG